Phacochoerus africanus (Common warthog) is the source of this 4471-nucleotide messenger RNA. It is a transcript of the gene SIDT2, whose product is annotated as SID1 transmembrane family member 2. Lineage: Eukaryota; Metazoa; Chordata; Mammalia; Artiodactyla; Suidae. The record is from RefSeq and is a predicted model, not a curated record. The transcript has 27 exons. Bases 550 to 3069 code for a protein of 839 amino acids. Gene Ontology annotation, cellular component: membrane.
GCGGCGCUGCUCACUCCCCGGAGAUCCGAGCGCCGAAGCCGCCGCGUCCGCCCGCCCUUAAAGGGCCGGCGCCCCCAAAACUCGCCGAGCCGCGCGGCGUCGGGUCUCUACCUCUAUCACGCCUCUCACCCUCUGACUCUCCUCCCAACGCGGCCGCCCCCGCCUCCGGGUUCCCCUCCCUCCCUUCCUCCCUCCCUCGCCCCCCUUUCCCGGCGUCUCCAAGCUCCCAGCAACCAGCCGCCUCCUCGCUCUCAGGGCCCUGGCGGGCGUCCGCCGGGUCUCCGGACAGUCCUCUGUCCCUGGCGAGCUGGGACCCCCUUCCUGUGGCCCAUACUCCAAGCUCUCCCCUCCCCCUUCUAGCCGCCCCCUCCCCUUUCGGGCUACUGAGAGCGUGUCUAUGGCUCCUGGGAGGGGAUGAUUCCUAAUCUCAGGCCGGGGUUAAAGUUCUGGUCCUGGUGAGAUGCUGGAAGCUGCGGCCAGAGCCGCAACCCGCCCUGGAGGUGUCCUGUCGCCUGUCGCCGCCGCCGCCACUGCCGCCCUGCCGGGGCCAUGUUCGCUCCGGGCUUGGCCUUCUUGGCAUUCUUGGUGGCCUCGGUCGAGAGCCAUCUGGGGGUUCUGGGGCCUAAGAACGUCUCGCAGAAAGACGCCGAGUUUGAGCGCACCUACGUGGAUGAGGUCAACAGCGAGCUGGUCAACAUCUACACCUUCAACCAUACAGUGACCCGCAACCGGACAGAAGGCGUGCGUGUAUCCGUGAAUGUCCUGAACAAGCAGAAGGGGGCUCCUUUGCUGUUUGUGGUUCGCCAGAAGGAGGCGGUAGUGUCUUUCCAGGUGCCCCUGAUCCUGCGAGGGAUGUUGCAGCGCAAGUACCUCUACCAAAAGGUGGAGCGAACGCUGUGUCAGCCCCCCACCAAGAAUGAGUCUGAGGUCCAGUUCUUCUAUGUGGAUGUGUCCACCCUGUCACCAGUCAACACCACGUACCAGCUCCGCGUCAGCCGAAUGGACGACUUCGUGCUCAGGACCGGAGAGCAGUUCAGCUUCAAUACCACGGCAGCCCAGCCCCAGUACUUCAAGUACGAGUUUCCGGAGGGAGUAGACUCGGUCAUUGUCAAGGUGACCUCCAACAAGGCCUUCCCCUGCUCAGUCAUCUCCAUCCAGGAUGUCCUGUGCCCUGUCUAUGACCUAGACAACAACGUGGCCUUCAUCGGCAUGUACCAGACUAUGACUAAGAAGGCAGCCAUCACUGUGCAGCGCAAAGACUUCCCCAGCAAUAGCUUUUAUGUGGUGGUGGUGGUGAAAACCGAAGACCAGGCCUGUGGGGGCUCCCUGCCUUUCUACCCCUUUGUGGAAGAUGAACCGGUUGAUCAAGGGCACCGCCAGAAAACCCUGUCAGUGCUGGUCUCGAAAGCAGUCACGUCUGAGGCCUACGUUGGCGGCGUGCUCUUUUGCCUGGGCAUAUUUCUCUCCUUCUAUCUGCUCACCAUCCUCCUGGCCUGUUGGGAGAACUGGAGGCAGAGGAAGAAGUCCCUUCUGGUGGCCAUGGACCAAGCCUGCCCAGAAAGCGCUUCUCUCCUUGGUCACCCCCGGGUCCUGGCCGAUUCCUUUCCUGGCAGCUCCCCGUACGAGGGCUACAACUACGGCUCCUUUGAGAAUGGUUCUGGCUCCACUGGAUCCACUGAUGGUCUGGUUGACAGUGCGGGCCCCGGGGACCUGACCUACAGUUACCAGGACCGUCCCCUGGACCCCGUGGGUACUCGGCCACGGCUGGACUCCAUGAGCUCCGUGGAGGAGGACGACUAUGACACAUUGGCCGACAUCGAUUCAGACAAGAAUGUCAUUCGCACCAAGCAAUACCUCUACGUGGCCGACCUGGCACGCAAGGACAAGCGCGUCCUGCGGAAAAAGUACCAGAUCUACUUCUGGAACAUCGCCACCAUUGCCGUCUUCUAUGCUCUUCCCGUGGUGCAGCUGGUGAUCACUUACCAGACGGUGGUGAAUGUCACAGGGAACCAGGACAUCUGCUACUACAACUUCCUCUGCGCCCACCCGCUGGGCAACCUCAGCGCCUUCAACAACAUCCUCAGCAACCUGGGGUACAUCCUGCUGGGGCUGCUCUUCCUGUUCAUCAUCCUGCAGCGGGAGAUCAACCACAACCGGGCCCUGCUGCGCAACGACCUCUAUGCCCUGGAAUGUGGAAUCCCCAAACACUUUGGUCUCUUCUACGCCAUGGGCACGGCCCUGAUGAUGGAGGGGCUGCUUAGCGCCUGCUAUCACGUCUGCCCCAACUAUACCAAUUUCCAGUUUGACACGUCAUUCAUGUACAUGAUCGCGGGGCUCUGCAUGCUGAAGCUCUACCAGAAGAGGCACCCCGACAUCAACGCCAGUGCCUACAGCGCCUACGCCUGCUUGGCCAUCGUCAUCUUCUUCUCCGUGCUGGGCGUGGUCUUUGGCAAAGGGAACACCGCCUUCUGGAUCGUCUUCUCCAUCAUUCACAUCAUUUCCACUCUGCUGCUCAGCACACAGCUCUAUUACAUGGGCCGCUGGAAGCUGGACUCGGGCAUCUGCCGUCGCAUCCUCCACGUUCUCUACACGGACUGCAUCCGGCAGUGCAGCGGGCCCCUCUACGUGGACCGCAUGGUGCUGCUGGUUAUGGGCAACAUUAUCAACUGGUCGCUGGCUGCCUACGGCCUCAUCAUGCGUCCCAAUGAUUUCGCCUCCUACUUGUUGGCCAUUGGCAUCUGCAACCUGCUUCUUUACUUUGCCUUCUACAUUAUAAUGAAGCUCCGGAGCGGGGAGAGGAUCAAGCUCAUCCCCCUGCUUUGUAUCAUCUGCACGUCGGUGGUCUGGGGCUUUGCCCUCUUCUUCUUCUUCCAGGGACUCAGCACCUGGCAGAAAACCCCCGCAGAGUCAAGGGAGCACAACCGGGACUGCAUCCUCCUGGACUUCUUCGACGACCACGACAUCUGGCACUUUCUCUCCUCCAUUGCCAUGUUCGGGUCAUUCCUGGUGUUGCUGACACUGGACGAUGACCUGGACACCGUGCAGCGGGACAAGAUCUAUGUCUUUUAGCGGGAGCUGGACCCCCUCACUUCACUCGUGGGGCCCUGAGCUCCUCCGCCUCACUGCCCGAGCCCCUGUAGGGCCGGGGGUGUGAGUCCCAGCCCUGCUGCCCAGUGCUGGGUGACUGUGGGACAGCAAGGUCAAGCCCAGGCUUGGUCUGGGACGGUCAUGGGGGUGGCCUUGAGCCUUGCUCCUGCCCUUGGCCAGGGAGGAGGCCUGCUCCCCCGAAGCCCCGGAUGUUGGCCAAAUUGCUGCUUUCUUCUCAGUGUUGGGGCCUUCCAUGGGUCCCCAUCUGUCAACUGUCUGUUUGUCCUUCUCCAAGAGGAAGGAGCGAAGUGUUCCCUGCCCAUCUCAUGCCUUGCGUUCCGCCUGUCCUUCCCCUCCCCCCGAGCCUGGAACCCGCAGCCCUUUCUUCCCUGAGCUUCUACUCCAAUGCCCUGGCCUGGGACCUGAUUCUCCAUCCUACACCAGGGUUCACGCCACUUCUCCUUGGUCUGUACCUGGCGGCCACCACUGCCCACUCUGGUCAGCCAGGAUGGAUGGGGAUGUUGGGUUCCUGGGGUUGGUCAGCUGGUGCCAGGCUUUUGGUGCUAAGGCCUGUGAGGGGUCCCAGGCAGUGCUGCUUCCUCCUCUGACCUGGUUCGGGACCAGCUCUUUAGCAGUGAGGGGUCAGUCCACACGUGAGAACCGCCUUUGAUCUGAAGGGCUGAAUUCCGAGGUCACCUUCCUAUCCCAUCAGCCCCCAGACUGAUGUUGGCACCAGGAUUGGAGGGAAGGCAACGCACCCCUUUCCUUCCUUUUGCUUUCCAGGCCCUUAGGCCUGCCAAGCCCCAGAUGGGGGUCUUUCAGUGCCAUUGACACUGCCCAGGAAUGUCCAGAGGCAAAAGAAGGGGGGACAGACAAAGAGCCCAGCCCAUCCUGCCUCCCCCAUGGCCACAGGAGCCCCAGUGCCUAUCUUAGAAAGGGGCUUGGGGAAGGGACACACUAUUCCCCUCCUUGUCCCUGGUCCAGCCUCACUGUAGGACCCAGGGCUGGCUUCUAAGUUUCCGUCCAGUCUACAGCCAAGUUCUGUGUUAGUCACACACAUGCCACACAUAUGAAACCUUGGAGUUUACACUGAGUUGUCCCAGCUCUGGUUCCCCUGGCCGCUCUGGGCCUUGGAUCCCCUUCACCCGACCUGGUCUGUUCCAGAUGCCAAGGGUGGGGGAGGUGAGGUCAGGCCUCUGCCUUGGGGAUUGGGAAUGUGUUUUAUUCUCCCCACCUUGUUUUUAUAGCUCUCCCUUGAGCUGGGGAAAGGAGGAGGGUCUGAUCUCUUUUCAGAGCUCCGUUUAAUGUCUGUUCCCAUGCUAUGGUUGCUUUGUUUUCUAUGAAUGAGUCUGCAUUCAAUUAAAAAAACAACCAGAUGCAGGUC